Molecule: messenger RNA, 942 nt
Organism: Jaculus jaculus (lesser Egyptian jerboa)
Lineage: Eukaryota; Metazoa; Chordata; Mammalia; Rodentia; Dipodidae
Gene: Wfdc8
Product: WAP four-disulfide core domain 8
Exons: 7
Coding region: 1-942 (313 amino acids)
Cellular component (GO): extracellular region
Molecular function (GO): serine-type endopeptidase inhibitor activity
Source: RefSeq, a predicted model, not a curated record
AUGAAGUCCAUGGCAAACCCCAGCAGCGCCAAUGCAUGGCUCUCCAUCACCCUCUGGGAAGGAACCAAGGUGGAACUGGGCAAGGACGGCACUGACCUGGGGCCACAGGAUGAGCACCUGAGUGGGGCGAGGGGGGAGUUCAAGCAGAGGAGCAGCCUGGUGAAGAGGCUGAGCCAGGACUCCAGCUGGGAAGCCCAGAGGAGGCCUGUCUCUAUGGACUGUUUGUCACAGGUGAAGGAGGGCAUCCACGGGCAGCGCAGCUCCAGCUUUUCCUGGAGGAGCAGAGCUCUCCUGCUGUUUCUUUUCCUCUCCUUGGAGCAGACGCUCUCAUUGUUCCACAAGUAUUUUAUAGAAAAAGUAGGAGUGUGCCCCAAGAAGGAGUUCAAAUGUGACGGUAACAUUCAACAGCUGUGCAGAAUUGAUUUCCAGUGCCGCGACCACCUGAAGUGCUGUUUUUAUGGCUGCAGGAAGAUCUGCCUGGAUCCGUAUGAAGAACCCUGCAUGCUGCCCGUAGACAGAGGAGACUGUAAGGAGAAGUUGGACCGCUGGUAUUUUGACAUUGAACAACAUCAAUGCAGAGCCUUUACGUACAGUGGUUGCCAUGGGAACAACAACAACUUCCUAAGCAAGGAUAACUGUAAGAGCGCCUGCAUGAUGAUUGUCAAGAAAGGACAGUGCCCGCUCUUCCCUUACGACACUCCGGUCCAGUGUCCGCUCACGUGUAUGAAUGACAUGGACUGCCUCGAGAGAGAAAAAUGUUGUGAAUCUAGCUGUGGUUUUAUUUGUGCCGAGGUCUGGACAGUCAAAACAGGUUUUUGCCCACGUAAACCACUGGUGUGUACCAAGAUCGAUAAACCCAAAUGCCUACAGGACAGCGACUGCCCGCUGGGGGACAAGUGCUGUACACGCUGUGGACUGAAGUGUGUGGAACCCAGACACUGA